CCUACCAUCAUUCGAUUCAUCGUUGUUUCGCCAUUUCACUGGUCUAACUUCUUUCUAUAUAAAACAAGCAUCACCUAUCUACACCUUUUUAUUGUUCGAAUAUCCUACAGCAGAAAGCUAUCUUCUUUCCCAAGGUACCUGGAGAUCUCAUAACAACUCAUAAAGAAACGUCACUUUCAAGAUGAAUGAUUUUGCCCCUCCUACCGGCCCUCCGCCCCCACAAGUUCCAGCAGGAUACAAAGCAGUAUGGAACGACCAAUAUAAAGAAUGGUUGGCAUUUCAUCUCCCUUAACAACGCAAUGAGACUAACAAUUGCCCAGGUUUUAUGUAAACAUCUACACCAAAAAGUCCACCUGGGACAAACCCACUGAACCCGUCUACCCAUCCGACGAUAGCGCUCCGGCCGGUCCUCCUCCCGGCUAUUCCGGUGGCUCCUCCUCCAAUUAUCCCUCCGACACAAAAAGUAAUCCCUAUGGCCGUUCUCCCAAUACCGAAAGUGAUGCCGAACUCGCCCGCCGUCUGCAAGCCGAAGAAGAUGCCCGUGGAGGUUCAAGCAGUGGGAUGCGGGGAAACGCUCAACAGGAUUAUCAAAAUACUCCUAUGCCUUCUUAUUCGGAACAGGAACUGCCUCCGCGCGAACAGAAAAAGGGUUUCUUUGGCAAACUCUUAGGAAAGGCUGGUGGAUCAGGUUCAAGUCAUGCGCCGCAGCAACAGUAUCAACAGCAGUAUGCGCAACAACCACAAUAUAGUGGAUAUCAACAACAACAGUAUCCACCACAGGGAUAUCCACCUCAAGGCUAUCCGCCUCAGGGCUAUCCACCACAGCAAGCUGGUUACGGAGGGGGUUACGGAGGUGGCUAUCAGCAAAGACCGCAAAAGAGUGGUGGUGGAGGAUUGGGUAUGGCUGGAGGAGCGGCUUUAGGAUUAGGUGGAGGAUUGAUUGGUGGAAUGUUACUUGAGGAUGCGUAAGUUGUCAAAGAUUGCUAUGAUAUUCCUGGAAGAGAUACUGACUCGUUUCCGAUACAGCAUCCAAGAUCACGAUCAAAAUGAAUACAAUCAAGGUUACGAAGACGGCGCAGAUAAUGGUGGGGACUUUGGCGGAGAUGAUGGAGGAGAUUUUGGUGGUGGUGACUUCUAGUUUUGAGAGGAGGCUACAAGUUUUUGUGAAAUGAUGAAAUGAAUGACAUCAACUCGAUAUUUACUGCAAAUACUCAUGAUGAAUAAAAUUAUUUACUAUGAAAUACUAAGAUCCA
This is a messenger RNA of Sclerotinia trifoliorum, 1253 nucleotides long. The record is from the annotation of a GenBank genome assembly. Lineage: Eukaryota; Fungi; Ascomycota; Leotiomycetes; Helotiales; Sclerotiniaceae.